UCGAUCAUACACUAAUCACAACAAUAGAUGCAAAGGCAAAGGCCGAGCUGGCGGCAAAAGCCUCGGGGAAGAAGGGGCCUCUCAAUACCGGCAGUCAGGGUAUCAAGAAGAGCGGAAAGAAAUGAGCGACUCUACGAUCUGGAGUGUUGUGCGUGAGAUGGUUGAGCAGUCGAUUUUCUUGGAUAACACGGCGUUGAUGGCAUUAAGAGGAUACAAGGCUGAGCAUGGGAUCGGCUAAAGCAUGGCCUUGGGAGUCUGACGAAUAUACGAUACACACUGCAGUGGCCUUUGUCGUUGGUUUUUCUGUAGUCAUGAUACGAAGCAGGAUCAGGAUUCAACCUCGCUUGCACCACCCCUUUCAUGCAAGUCGCAUUUCAUUGCUGUCAUGCCGAGGCUCAUAUCUCACCCGGUCAAGUUCCUACACCUCUGCCAGCAACCCUGGAUCCUUUACGAGAGCUGUUGGAUGUAGACGGGCUAAAACAGCCACGCGGAGUCCCAAAGGCCGGGUCAACCAAAAGUUUUGCUGGGUAUUCUGGCCGCCAUUUGCUCCCUUGACUUCUCUGUUCAUGCCCAGACGUUAAUCUGUAUGCCUAUGCAUGUCGUCCCCAAAUAUCUGAGA
Hyaloscypha bicolor E is the source of this 619-nucleotide messenger RNA. RefSeq lists its product as uncharacterized. The coding region runs from base 225 to 581 and encodes 118 amino acids. The record is from RefSeq and is a predicted model, not a curated record. The transcript has a single exon. NCBI's taxonomy places the organism in Eukaryota, Fungi, Ascomycota, Leotiomycetes, Helotiales, Hyaloscyphaceae.